AUGCCCGCCGUAACACGAUCAACCCCCUCCCGCGGGGCACUUCUUAGAUCCUAUCAGCAGGUCCCGCCUCCGGCAGCAGCGGUGGAGGCGGCGGCGUCGCCGUACCAGCCAUCUCCACAUCAGCCUUCCCUGGGGACCCCUCAGCCCCAAUAUCAACAGCUGCAUCCCGUCUACGUUCAACCCGCACCCCAACCACUCCAACCACUCCAGCCCCAGCCUCCGCCAACCGUCCAACUGCCACUACAACCGCUCAACCAAUCGGCCCAUCCGCGUGGCCUGCUAUCGCCGCCCCCGCCCCCGCCGCCGCAACAGCAGCAGCAGCAACAGCAGCAGCAGCAGCAGCAACUCGGCUUUCCUCCCAAACAACCUCUACAGCUCAUCUCUGCUGCACAGCCCCGCUCCAUGCCAGCCAUGCAACCCCUCCAACCGCUACAGCCGCUACAGCCGCUACUGCCGCCGCCAAACCCAUUGCUCGUGGGGGAUCUGGCUGCAGCGGCGGCGGCAGCCGACGCCAGUGGCACCACUGACGGGUCCCGGCUACCGCCACUGCCGCCGCCACCGCUGCCGCCGCCGCCGGCAGCAGCAGCAGCAGCAGCGUUACAGCUACAACCGCCAUCAGCUUCACCGCUGCUUCGGGAGGUGGUUUCGGAGGGCCGUCUGUACAUCUUGGAUACAUCUAGUCGGCUGGUGUAUCGGGACAGCGCUGAGGCAGGGGUGCUGGAACGAGUGGGGAAGUGGGUGCAGCAGGGCGUGGGGGUUGUGUACGUGCCGCCCGUCACCGAGGCCGACUUCUUCUCCUCUUUGCGCUCCUUCCUAAGCCGCCGCCAACUCGGCCUGGCCGAGCUGUUCGCCGCCCUGGACACGGAUCUGGACGGCAUGUUGUCGGUUUCGGAUCUACGGGCGCUGAUGACUCACGUGGUGCCGGGGGCGGUGCCCUCCGAUGUGUCGUACUUAAUGGCUCUCAUGGACUGGGAUGACGACGGCUACAUCAGCCUAUCCGAUCUGCUGGACGCGGACGAGUUGGCGGACCUGGUGCUGGAGGAGCGGGGGGAGGGGGCAGGCAGUGAGUGGGUGGGGGUGCUGCAGGAAACCUCCUUCCUGCUCCACUCGCAACGCCAUCACGCGCACCACGUAUUCAAAACCCUGGCCGCCGACACCGCCGCCGCCGCUGCGGGGGACACCUCCCUUGCCCUCCCCGAGCCAUUGGACUCCAACGCCCAUCACAACCACCCGCACAACCACCCGCACAACCCACAACAACCCCUCCUGGAGCCCGCUGCGCUGCUGCGCUUCCUGCGUAUCAUGCGACCGGAGUUAGGUCCAGGGGAGGCGAGAUUUCUGAUGAGUCACCUCAUGCAGGGCCCAGGCGACAACCGGCGAAGUUUUCCCCAAGUCCUACAUGCACUGCAUCUGGCUGAUGUGGCUUAUUCCACAGAUCGCCAAAGAUCAGACGGUGGCAGCGGUGGCGGCGGCUACUAUCUCCGCAGUUGCCGCCUGACACUGCGGGAGCUGCUCGGUCAGUACGACAGUGACGGGGAUGGAUUUCUAGAUCCAGGGGAGGUACGACAGCUGCUGAAGGAGGUAUUGCCGGGUACCAAUGGGGCGCAGAGCGUGUAUGUACGGGCCGCCCUGAGUUCGCCCGCUGCCGGCUUCAUCACCCUGCACGACCUGAGUAGGGCCGUGGUGGAGCACCCCGCCGAGUUCGCUGCAGGCCAGCAAGACGCCGCCGCUGCCGCAGCCGGCCACGCGCCUUCCAGCCCCUUUGCGAACCUCUACCUGCGCAGCGCUGUAGCGGCCGCAGCCGCUAAUGAUAAUAUUAAUGCCGCCGCAGCCGCCGCUGGCAGCACCGCUGCCGCGGCGGCGGAGCCGGCGGUGUCGUACGUACGGCCUCAGCAGCGUCAGGAGCAGGACCUUCGGAUGGCGCUGCUAGCCAAACAGGACAACCUGGCGUACGAGCAUGUACGACAAGCCAACGAGGAGGUCGCCGCCAGGGCCGCCGCCGCAACCGCCGCCGCGCUGCUGGGCCCAGCGCAGCCCGCGCCACCGGUUACACUGCGGCGGCCGCUGCCGGCGGGGGGCGACGGCGGUGGCGAACCGGAUGUCGUACAGCCCUUCUGGUCCCCUCCUGAAGCCGUGGCGGCUUGGCCGGCUGGCAUGACGCAAUAUCCCGGCAUGCGGCCGCCGGGUACGGCAGUCGAAGAUUACGACACAACGCCGUACGGUCCUGUGCAUCCGUACGACGCGGGUGAUCCUUUCACGCUGGCAUUUGCGGCGGCUCAGAAAUCCGUGGCGUCGGCACUACCGCCACCUACCCUUGCCGCAUUUCCUUCUGCGCCUCUGCCACCGUUGCCGUACAGCGCCACCUCUGCCUCCGCUGCCGGCUGGUUCGGUGAAGUGGACGGACCCGCGGGUCCCCAUUUGCCGCUGCUCCCCAACGCCAGUCUGGAGCGAGUUGAGACCCCCUUGGUCGCCAGGCUCUUCGCCGCCCUCGACCACCACCUCCGCACAUCCAAGACAAGGCUGGAGCAAGUAUGGGCACAUGCAAUCACAAAUAUGGGCGCACCGCCACCACCACCGCCACCACCACCACCACCACCACCACCACCAUCACGUCCUUCCCAUUCCCGUUCCUUGGCGCCGCCUCCGUCGCAUCCGCCACCGCCCGCGGACGCCGCAGCACUGGCCCGCUUCCUGCGCCCCUUGCUGCCCGGUCUGAGCGCGAAUGAGGUGAUCUACCUGGCCACGUUGUUUGAUCUGGACGGAGAUGGUCUCGUGUUUCCCGACGACGUGGUGAUGGGGUUCGAGGAGAUCGGCACCACCUUGGACACCCCGGCUAGCAAGCUAAACGCCCAGGCCUACAAGCUACUUGCGCGCGUGGCGGGUGUCGUACUGGGGGACUACGAGGAGAGCUACCUGGCGUUUGUGCGGUACAGCGGCCUGCUGCGGCGCAAGGGCCGAAGACGAGGGGGGAGGAAGGCGGCGAAAAAGGAGAAGGACGGGAAAGAUAAGCGCGAUAAGGAAAAGAAAGAGGAGGGUGGGGAAGCCAAGAUGAAGAAGAACGAGAAAGAAAAAAAGGAUAAGGGAAAGGGAAAGGAAAAGAACAAAGGAAAGGAGGGGGAGAAGAAGAAGAAGAAGAAGAAGAAGGACAAAAAAGAGAGGGAAAAGCUCGGAGGGGGAGGAGGAGGUCCGACAGGAAGCGAAGGCGGCAGCAGUGCCGCCCAGACUGUUAGCAGCGAGGGCGGAGUCGGCCAACACCAAGACCACCACCAUAGGCACCACAGCAGCAGCAGCAGUUCUAGCAGUUCUAGCAGCUCCAGCAGUAGCACUGAUUUCAGCGACACGGAGGACGAGAUGGGGGUUUCGGAGCUGCAUGGAAAUGUGCAGCUGACUCAGCCGCAGUUGGCCAGGUUUCUAAGCCACCUGACCAACCACACGGCCUCACCUGCCGACAUCGGCGCCCUCGUUACUUACCUCAACAUCAAGCUCGCCGCCGCCGACGGCGGCGGUGGCGGCGGCGCUGCCGCCACCGCGCCGGGACCAAAACAACCAUACGGAAACCCGUACGGCAACCCGCUGCAGUACCAGCGGCGGACAGCGCAGGCGGCGGCUGGGGGCGCUGAUGCCGCCGGCGCUGAUGUAGUUCAUCCACCGCCGCCGCCGCCACCGAUGUACGACUGGCCGUUUUUGGUUGGUAUCUUGCGUGGCGCAGAGACGUCGCUGCCUGUGGAUCGACGGCAGCCCGCAAGUCCGCGCAACGUUCGACGUACGACAAGGGAGCAACGGGAGAGGGAGCUUCGGCGGCAGCAGAAGCAGCAGCGGCGGGAGGGCAGGGCGGCGGCGAGGGCGGCGGCAAAGGCAGCGGCGGCGGCGGCGGAGCGAGGUGCUGCCGCUGCCGAGACGGAGGCGGAGGACGACGAGGCAGAAUGGUGGAGUGGGCACGCAAGAGGACGGUCCUCACCCCUGCGGGAGGCCGCUCUCACACAGCCCCCGGGGCCCCACCCUGACCGCCGCAUCGUCGAGCUCCGUUUCCACAUCCACACAGACGGCAGGACCUUCCUGCUGGAUCCCGUCACGGGGCUGCUGUACACCGCUUCCGCGUACAUCCUGGCGACGGCGGCCGCGGUGGCGGAGGCGGCGGGGGUGGCACCGCCGCCACUGCCGCGCGGCGGCGUGCGGUUGCAUGCGCCGCCGCCGCCUGCGGUUUCGCCGCGACUACUGGGUGCUGACGGCGGAGCAGGCGGCGGCGGCGGCGGCGGCGGAGUAAUGGAAGAAGCGCUGCUACUGCUGCCGUACCCGGACCUGGCGGGCAAGUUGCAGUACCCUGACAACCGGCUGCUGCCCUGUCAGAGCAGUAGCGGUGUCGUACUGGUGUGUAGCGCCCUGGAGAGGUUGGUUUCGGAGGAGGCACGUGCGGCGGCGCUGUACAAAGUACUGGACAGGGACGGUCGCGGUCUGGACCCUCCUCAGCUGCAGCAGCUCAUCACCUCCUGCGCCAGCCUCACCGCCAGCGAGGUGGCCUUCGCUGCAGCCGUCCUGGACCGCCGGGACACGGGGCGGAUCACGUGGGGGGAGAUCAGGGAGGCCACGCAGACGAGUUCCUCCCCGCCUGUAACCCUCACACUGACUCGCGUGGAGGCGCGAGCUCUAGAUGUACUGCACCGUACGGCACAAGUCCUUCAGCGGGAAUGGCGGCUGUUGUGGUUACUGGUGGCCAAGGCGGGGCCGGCCGGGACCGGCCUGCUGGAUCGCGACGGCGCCGCGUCAGUGCUUCGCCAGGUGCUACAGCCGUACUUGCAGCCGCACGAAAUCCGAAUAGCUACAGCCUAUCUCGCCAUGAUGACCCCAGACAAGGACGGCAACGUCACCGCGGACGAAGUCGUACAGCUGCUGCGUGUACUACCCAUGCGGCUACGAUUGCCAUACACGGCGGCGGCGGCGGCUGCAGCAGGGCGGGAGAUUAUUUUUGCCGCUGGCUUUGGCGGGCCUGUGGCGGCGAACGGUACGCUACCGCCGUUAGUGGCGGGCCGUGGCGUCAGCGCGGCAGGCGGCGGCGGCGGCAUCAGCUCGCCGUACAAUCGGAAGGUCCGCUACCCGACGGGGCCGACGGACGCUGAGCCGGAGCUGCUGUACGGCCAAAAUGACGGGGCCGUUUAUCCGGACCGCAACAUGCCGUAUGAUCCGGACUGGGGAUCUGGACCGUACGGCAGGGAGGCGGCAGCAAUGGCGACGGCGCCGCCGCCGCCGCGGCGCCGCCUGCCAGAUCCCCUGCGCAGCGGAUCCUUGGCGGCCGCCACCGCCGCCACCGUCGCCGCUGCAGAGAAGCAGCGUGCGCAGGAGGCGGCGGGGCACUACGGGCUGUACGACGACACCCAUCCUGACCUGUACGUUGACGCCAAGGCGCCGUUGCAGGGUGCAGCACGCCGGAAGCCGUCCCGACGGCCCGACGGCGUCGCCGCCGCUGCCGCUGCGGACCCCUUCCCACUGCAGCCUCAGCGGCAACUCCGACCGCCGGCAGCGGCGGCGGCGGCGCAGCGGCUGGCGGCGCGUGACUCCGCCGUCGCCGCAGCCUCCGCCGUCGGGCCGUCCAUAUCGCUACAGGAAGAGGCGGAUCUACUGGACCAGCUGAGGGGAAGGCCAACAAGGAGGCUGCAGCUUGGCGGCGGCGCCGCUGGCGGCAGCGGCUCAGGAGCAGGGUACGACACCAGCACACAGUACGGCCUGAUGACGGAUUCAUACCCGUCGUCGGCCCGCGGAAACGCGCUUAGCGGUGGUCCGCCUGGAGGCAGCGGUGCAGGCCGUAAUCGCCGCGCCACUGGCGAGCCUCCCGCCGAGCUCGAGGAUUCUCUGGCGAUGACGGAGCCGCCGCCGCCACCGCCACUGCCCGCACUGCCUGUUGGCUUCACUCAGCGCCUACCCGACAUGCCCUUCGUUGGACCGUCGCCACGGUUACCCGAUGACUCACCGAGGCAGCCGACGCGACCCGUGGGUCCGCCGCGGAGGCUGACGGAUACGGCCGCCGCCGGCGGUAGGAGCGUGUACGACUCGGAGGACCAAGCACUAGCCGAGCGUCCGUCGACGCUGCUCAUGUCGCCCGCUGUCGGCGGCGGCAGGGCGGCGGAGGUUCUGAGCUUCCUUGAUGGGGACAGCAGCGGCGGCGGAAGUGCCGGCAGUGUUGACGGCGGUGGCGGCGGUGGCGGCGGCGGUGGCGGUGGCGGCUUUAGCCGGCGCCGAGCUGCACAUGUCGGCGAUUCUCUGCGGGAUGAUGUCACCGCAGGCGCGUUUGACCCGUACGGCAUGCCUGACGACGACCUGGUCAAUGCCGGCUCAGUGCCGUCAUCUCGUCCUAUGACGGCGGCGACACUGGCGCGGAACAGCACCGCCGACGUGCCGCGCCUGGCGUCGCCGGCGCUGGAGUCUCUGUUGGGCCCUGCGCGAUCCGGCGGAACCCAUUUAGGCGCAGAGGCAUCAGCAGGCGCCGCUGGCGACGACGAUGAUCCGUACGACACGUACGGCACGGGAGGCCUAGAGUCUCGCAAACUCGGCCGCCGGCCUAGCGCGCGGCUGAACCCCGUGCGACUGAGUGAGGCCACGGCCGUGUCCAGCGCUAGCGGCCCUGCCUUGUUCACGUCCUUCGGCGAUGGCUUCCGUGACAGGUCCGACGGCGCGGCUGCGGCAACAGUAGCGGGGUCGGGCAGCGCUGGCCGUAACAGCAGCGGCAGCGGCGGCCACAGCGGCGGCAGUGGCGGCAGCGGCGGCAGCGGCGACGGUAUGCCUCCUGCAUCGCUGUUGCCACCGCCGUCGUUCCGAACAGGCGGCGUGAAGGGGACGCCGCCAUCACGGAGUCGGCUGGCCAAGUCCAGCGGCCGGCCCUCCGCAGACGUGGCAGAAGAGGAAUACGACGAGUAUGACGGAGGGGAUCUGUAUGCGGAGGACGACAGCGCCGCCGGGGGUGAGAUAUCAGCCCUGGUGUCGUCGCCAAACGGCGGCGGCGGCGGCAACCCUGGCGACGGGGGCAUCCUCGGCGGGGGCGGCAGUAGCAUGUUUAACGCCAGCAUCCGCUCCCAGACUGGAGCGUCGCCGCUAGGGACGAGCAUCCGUUCCGUUGGCGGCGCGGCGGACCGGUACCACAGCACUGGACGCCGAACACUCACAGGGGGCGGCGGCAUCCCUGCCGCCGCCGCCGCCACCGCCGCCGCCGACAGCGACAGCAGCAGCACCGGCUCUACAUCCUCCGUGAGAGGCACUGCCGUCGGCGGCGGACCAGAUUCGUACGGCUUGUAUGCAGAUGAAGGGGAAGAUCAGGGCCGGCAGAGCCCCGACGGGGCGGGCGGCGGCAGGGAAGCAGCUCGCCGUGGCGGCGACAGUGAUGACGACGAGUACGGCAUUGGGGAUGAGGACGGUGCGGCGGGGCAGAUAGAAUAUGAUGAAGCGGAGCUGGAGGCUGUCGACGGUGGCGAGGAUGAAUUUUGA
Molecule: messenger RNA, 7470 nt
Organism: Volvox carteri f. nagariensis
Lineage: Eukaryota; Viridiplantae; Chlorophyta; Chlorophyceae; Chlamydomonadales; Volvocaceae
Exons: 18
Coding region: 1-7470 (2489 amino acids)
Molecular function (GO): calcium ion binding
Source: RefSeq, a predicted model, not a curated record